Molecule: messenger RNA, 9134 nt
Organism: Gambusia affinis (western mosquitofish)
Lineage: Eukaryota; Metazoa; Chordata; Actinopteri; Cyprinodontiformes; Poeciliidae
Product: Down syndrome cell adhesion molecule-like protein 1 homolog
Exons: 33
Coding region: 1-6381 (2126 amino acids)
Biological process (GO): dendrite self-avoidance; homophilic cell-cell adhesion; axon guidance
Cellular component (GO): plasma membrane; axon
Molecular function (GO): cell-cell adhesion mediator activity
Source: RefSeq, a predicted model, not a curated record
AUGCACGGUAGUCUCAUGAAGAGAGGAGGGGACAUGGGCGGGGCCCAGGCGCCUCUCGUUUCCCCUCCACGCUUAGCGGGGCAGCAGGGCUGGAAAUACCUCCCGGGAGCACAGUCGCCAGUCCAGCACGGAGACCCGCCUGGCCAAAAGAACGCGCCUCACACUUACCAGGAUUGCCAAAAAUUCCUGAAAAAUAUACCUGCUAUUUAUGGCAUGUGGCUUGUAACUUUACUCCUGCUGUACUCUCUCCAAGAAGUACACAGUGAGGAUGUGGGCUCUACCAGGCUGUACUUUGUAAAUGCCUCCCUGCAGAGGGUAACCUACUCCAGCUCAGUGGGGGUGUCCCUGCCCUGUCCUGCAGGGGGCACCCCCAGCGCCAUACUGCGCUGGUACCUGGCCACUGGCGAUGACAUCUACGACGUGCCCCACAUCCGCCAUGUGCACGCCAACGGCACCCUCCAGCUGUACCCGUUCUCGCCCUCCGCGUACAACAGCUACAUCCACGACAACGACUACUUCUGCACCGCCGAGAACCAGGCGGGCAAGAUCCGCAGCCCGAACAUCCGCAUCAAAGCUGUUUUCAGGGAACCCUACACUGUGCGGGUGGCGGACCAGCGCUCAAUGCGGGGCAACGUAGCAGUGUUCAAGUGCCUCAUUCCUGCUGCCGUGCAGGAGUAUGUCAGUGUUGUGUCCUGGGAAAGAGACACUGUUUCCAUUGUUCCAGGUAACAGGUUCUCCCUGACCUCCUUUGGAGCUCUUUACAUCUCUGAUGUUCAGAAAGAGGACGCCCUCUCCACAUACCGCUGCAUCACCAAGCAUAAGUACAGUGGUGAGACGCGACAAAGCAACGGAGCCAGGCUGUCAGUAAUGGACCCGAGUGAGUCCUCGCCCACCAUCUUGGACAGUUUCCAAGCUGGGGAGGUGUACGCCGGCCAGAGCAUCGAGCUCCCCUGCAUAGCGGGCGGCUACCCGAGCCCCACCGUGCGCUGGCUGAAAGAUGGUCGGCCGCUGCCCUCAGACGCCCGCUGGACCCGGCGCUUGACUGGGCUGACCAUCAGCGACCUGAGGCAGGAGGACAGCGGCAGCUACGCCUGCGAGGUCACCAACAGUUUUGGCUCAAAGGAGGUGUCUGGACAGCUUCACGUAAUAGAUCCACUGCGAGUGACGCUGUCUCCCAAGAACCUGAAAACAGGCAUCAGCAGCACCCUGUUCUUCACCUGCACUGUGGAGGGUUCUCCAGAAUACACCAUCAGCUGGUACAGGAACACUGAGCCUAUUGUUCCCGACCAGCACAUUUCCAUACAGGGACAACACAACGACACGCUGCAGAUCACUGCAGCUCAGAAGUUCCACUCCGGAGCCUACCAAUGCUUUGCUUCCCGAAAGGGCCACACAGCUCAGGACUUUUCCAUUAUUCUCUUAGAGGACGGUACUCCUCGUAUUGUGUCUUCCUUCAGCGAGCGGGUGGUGAACCCCGGCGAGCCUUUCUCCCUCAUGUGUGCUGCCAAAGGAGCCCCACCGCCCUCUAUCACCUGGACUCUGGACGAUGAGCCCGUGGUGCGAGAUUCUACCUACAAGACCAGCCAGUACACCCUGUCCGACGGCCUGACCGUGUCUCAUGUCAACGUCAGCAGUCCACUCAUUCGAGACGGGGGAGUGUAUCGUUGCGUCGCACGAAACUCGGCCGGUAGCGCCGAGUACCAAGCGCGCAUAAACGUAAGAGGUCCGCCUCGAAUUAGACCCAUGCGAGAUAUCACAGCGGUGGCAGGCAGAAACACAUAUAUAACAUGCCGCGUGAUUGGCUACCCGUACUACUCGAUCAAGUGGCUGAAGGACAGCAUGCAGCUGCCUGAUAAUCAUCGUCAAGUGGUGUUUGAGAAUGGCACCCUGAGGCUUACGGACGUGCAGAAGGGCGCCGACGAAGGGACCUACUUGUGUAGCGUUCUGAUCCAGCCCCAAGUGUCAAUCAACCAGACGGUCCAUGUAACGGUUAAAGUGCCGCCGCUCAUCCAGCCCUUUGACAUCCCCUCUACCUCAGUGGGGAAGCUCAUGUACAUCGCCUGCGUGGUGUCGUCCGGGGACAUGCCCAUACGCAUCACCUGGCACAAAGACGGGCAACUCAUAGUGCCAGGCUCUGCCUCUGGCGUCGCAAUCGAGACCAAAGAGUUCAUGAGUUCCCUGCAGAUCUCCAAGGUGACACUGAAGCACAACGGGAACUACACCUGCAUCGCCAGCAACGCUGCAGCCACCGUCAGCUGGGAGAGACAGCUGAUUGUCACUGUGCCGCCACGUUUUGUGGUUCAGCCCAACAACCAGGACUGCAUUUAUGGAAAAGCCGGCGUUCUGAAUUGCUCGGUGGAGGGUUAUCCACCUCCAAAAGUCAUGUGGAAACAUGCCAAAGGUGUUGGAAACCCACAGCAGUACCACCCCGUCCCGCUCACCGGUCGCAUCCAGAUCAUGUCGAACGGCUCCCUGCUUAUCCGGCAUGUCCUUGAGGACGACAGAGGGUACUACCUCUGUCAGGCCUCCAAUGGCGUUGGCUCAGACAUCAGUAAAAGCAUGAUCCUCACUGUCAAGAUUCCCGCCAUGAUCACCAGCCACCCCAACACCACCAUGGCGAGGAAGGGCCAGACCAAGGAGCUGAACUGCACAGCACGGGGCGAGCAGCCCAUUAUUAUCCGCUGGGAGAGAGGAGACACGGUCAUUGAUGCAGAGAGAAACCCCCGGUACUCCAUCACCAUCAACAAGAAGGGAGAUGAAGUCAUCUCCACCCUGAAGCUGAACCCAGCCGAGCGAGGAGAUUCAGUCUUCUUCUCCUGCCACGCUAUCAACUCCUAUGGGGAGGGCCGAGGGCUCAUCCAACUCACAGUGCAAGAACCACCGGAUCCUCCUGAGCUGGAAGUGAGGGAGGUGAAGGACAGAAGCAUGAACCUGCGCUGGAUCCAAAGGUUUGACGGCAACAGCAUCAUCACCAGCUAUGAUAUUGAGUACAAGAAUAAAUCAGACUCUUGGGAUCACAUGUACACAACCAGGAACAUCUCCCCUACAAACAAUCAAGCCAACAUUGUGGAAUUGCAUCCGGCUUGCGUUUACAGCAUCCGCAUGUAUUCCUAUAACAAAAUUGGACGCAGCCUCCCUAGCAAAGAGCUCACUAUCAGCACUGAGGAAGCGCCGCCUGAUGGGCCCCCGAUGGAUGUUGUCCUCCAACCGAUGACGUCUCAGAGCAUUCGAGUCACGUGGAGGGCUCCCAAGAAGGAACUGCAGAAUGGGGUUAUCCGAGGCUAUCAGAUCGGCUACAGGGAGAACGGGCCUGGCAGCAACGGCCAGUACAGCAUCGUGGAGAUGAAAGCAACGGGGGACAGCGAGGUGUACACCUUGGACAACCUGAAGAAGUUUGCUCAGUACGGCGUGGUCGUCCAGGCUUUCAACAGAGCUGGAACUGGACCGUCCAGCACCGAGAUCAACGCCACCACACUGGAAGACGUGCCGAGCGAGCCCCCACAGAACGUGAGAGCAAUCUCGGUGACGUCGGAUGAGGCGGUGAUCACGUGGUCGGAGCCUCCGCGCAUGACGCUGCACGGCGUGCUGAAAGGCUACCGGGUUGUGUUCUGGUCCCUCUUCCCCGACGGAGGUGGGUGCUGUGGGGGCCGGGCCCAGUGGCCGAUGCAGAAAUGGGGAGAGAUGCAGAACAUCACCACCACACGCGAACAGGUGGAGCUGCGAGGGCUGGAGAAGUUCACCAACUACAGCGUUCAGGUUCUGGCCUACACGCAGGCCGGCGACGGAGUCCGCAGCAACGUCCUGUACAUCCAAACGCGCGAGGACCUUCCCGGCCCACCAGCCGGCAUCAAGGCAGUUCCUUCCUCUCCGAGCAGCGUGGUCGUGUCCUGGUUACCACCACUCAAACCAAAUGGUGUUAUCCGCAAGUACACCAUUUACUGCUCCAGUCCAGGAUCUGGGCAGCCGGCGCCCAGUGAGUACGAGGCCAACCCCGAGAUGCUCUUUUACCGUAUCACGCACCUCAGCCGCGGCAAACAGUACCACAUCUGGGCCGCGGCCGUGACGACCGCCGGCCGCGGCAACAUCAGCUCAAAGGUCACAGUGGAGCCUGCUGGGAAAGUCCCGGCAAAAAUCCUCUCCUUCGGGGGCACGGUGACCACGCCCUGGAUGAAGGAAGUCCGUCUGCCCUGCAGCUCGGUCGGCGAGCCCGCCCCCACCAUUAAAUGGACCAAAGACAGCGAGGAUUCUGCCGUCCCAGUGACGGCCGAUGGUCAGCGGCAGAUCUUGUCCAACGGCACGCUUGUGCUACGUUCGGUAAAAGCCGAGGAUUCUGGGUACUACACCUGCACGGCGACCAACACCCUGGGCUUUGACACCAUCAUUGUGAAUCUGGUGGUGCAAGUUCCUCCUGACCAGCCUCGUCUGACUGUCUCCACCACCUCCACCUCCUCCAUCACCCUGGCUUGGAUUCCAGGGGACAAUGGAGGAAGCUCCAUCAGAGGAUUUGUGCUGCAGUAUUCUGUGGACAACACAGAGGAGUGGAGGGAUGUGUUCAUCAGCUCCAGCGAGCGCUCCUUCAGGCUGGACAAUCUGCGCUGCGGAACAUGGUACAAAGUCAAGCUGGCGGCCAAGAACAGCGUCGGCUCGGGUCGCAUCAGCGAGAUCAUCGAGGCCAAGACGCACGGAAGAGAGCCGGUGUUCAACAAGGACCAGCCGCUGCUCACCCACAUCAACUCCACCCACGCGGGACUCAACUUGCAGGGCUGGACCAGUGGCGGCUGCCCCAUCACUGACCUAAUGCUGGACUUCAGGCCUAAAGGCACCUGGGCCUGGCAGAGCCUUAAGGCCAACUCCACCAAUCAGCUGUUCCUCAGCGAGCUGCACGAGGCCACAUGGUACGAGCUCAAAAUGAAGGCCUGCAACAGCGCUGGCUGUGGAAACCAGACCUCCCAGUUUGCUACCACCGACUAUGACGGCAGUACGAUCCCCCCCAUCAAAUCUGCCCGUGGAGAGGGGGACGACGUGAAAAAACUGUUCUCUAUCGGCUCUCCUGUCAUCCUGGUCACUCUGGGCGUGGCUUUGCUCUUCAUCAUCCGUAAGAAGCGCAAAGAGAAGAGGCUCAAGCGGCUCAGGGAUGCUAAGAGCCUGGCUGAGAUGCUGAUCAGCAAGAACAAUCGCAGCAUAGACACGCCGGUGAAGGGCCCUCCGCAAGGGCCGAGGCUCCACAUCGACAUUCCCCGAGUUCAGCUGCUCAUCGAGGACAAGGAAGGCAUCAAACAGAUAGGAGAGGACAAGGCGGCGGUGCCGGUAACAGACACCGAGUUCAGCCAGUCGGUGAAUCCCCAGAACUUCUGCACAGGCGUGUCCCUGCACCACCAGGCCCUGAUCCAGAAUUCAGGACCUCUGAUUGACAUGUCAGACAUCCGCCCUGGCACAAACCCUGUGUCCAGGAAGAGCAUAAAGUCCGCUCACAGCUCCAGGAACAGAUACUCCAGCCAGUGGACGCUGAGUCGACCGAGUCAGUCCACAGCUUCGGCGCGGACUCUGACGUCUGACUGGCGAACGAUGGGCUCCCACGGCAUCACCGCCACCGAGAGCGACAGCUACAGCGCCAGCCUCUCUCAAGACACGGAUAAGGGUCGUAACAGCAUGGUGUCGACGGAGAGCGCCUCCUCCACCUACGAGGAGCUGGCCCGAGCGUACGAGCACGCCAAGCUGGAGGAGCACCUGCAGCACGCCAAGUUCACCAUCACAGAGUGCUUCAUCUCCGACAGCUCGUCGGACCAGAUGACCACCGGUACCAACGACCCCGCGGACAGCAUGACCUCCCUCAGCACGCCGUCCGAGCCGGGCAUCUGCCGCUUCACCGCCUCGCCGCCCAAGCCUCAGGACUACGACCGCGGGAAGAACGUGGCGGUGCCCAUUCCCCACCGGGCAAACAAAAGCGAGUUCUGCAAUCUACCCCUUUACAUGAAGGCAGACCCAUUCUUCCGCAAGCAAGGGGACUCUCUGCAUGACCCGUGUCCAGCCGUGCCGCCAAGGGAAGCCUCGAUCCGCAGCCUGACGCAGCGGGCGUACCACACCCAGGGCCGCCACAAGACUCUAGACCCGGCCAAGCAGCAGGCCCUGACGCUGGGUCACUCCGGCCUGGGCAGCCUGGGCGCGAGCUCCAGCACCUCCACCUUGCCCCAGAGGACUCUCACCAUGCCCAGCUCCAACAACGCAGCAACGGCCUCCACGUCCAGCACGAGCAGCAACCCCACCAACAGCAACAAGGUGGGCGGCUCCAGAGACUCGCUGCUCGAGAGCAGCUCCUCGGCCCUGGGGAGGCUGCAGAAGCAGAGCGUGGGGGCCUACUCCAAGUCCUACACGCUGGUGUAGUCCGGUCUACCGCGCAGACUCACACUGCUGCCCCGCUCCGCAGCCAGCACCACUCUGGCCCGCAUAAGUCUGGGCCACAACAGGCUUGCGGGCAUCUUUCUGAAAGCCAAGCUCAUGGCGAACCGCCCGGCUUCCUGUCUACUUUUCCUUCAAGGGGGGCGGAGGCGUUGGAGGCGUCCCACCCGUCUAGACAGAGACCCGGCUAACCCUACUGUUCAUGUUCAGAUGGAACUAAAUACACGAGAACUACUAACUCCAACUAACAGUUCCAGCCGGCUGGUGCUCAGCUCCACUCAGUUCCUGCAGGAGACACACAGCCAAAUGCAGAAUGUGAUUUCUGUGGUCAUUUUUGCAAAUAUUGACUGUAACCAAAGAGCUGAAGGCUCUGAGUUCAUGAAAACUAUAAUAGCCAGUAUGAAGCUGUGCGACCAUCUUGUUUUGUCACACACACACACACACGCCCACGCAAACACAAUGUCCUUCACAGUUUUUGAUUUGACUUAUUUUGGGGUUUUUUAUCAGUUUGCUGGACUUCAGCUAAAGUCCCCUGUUUUCCCACGCUCCCUCUCACUCUCUUGGUGUCUCUCCCUAAUAAGAAUUGGCAGAUUUCCCUUUUUUAAUUGCGACUCCAAAAGGUAACAAUUCAGAUUCACCUCCACAAAUCAGUAUUCUCCACUCAUCUCUCUGCAGCUGAACGGUGUCUCAACUCUUCAGUCCAGUCACUACAACCCCGGUGAAGCAGCUGUAAUUUCUCACCUUACAAAUAGAGAAUAUUUGGUAUUAUAAAGAAUUUUACAUAUAUAUUUCUAUGUAGGUAUAUUAUUGACAUCUAAGGGAAAUGAUGACAAAGUAUAAACUGUAUGCGCUACACCGACGUGAUAGUUAUAUACAGCGGUUUAAUGUUGCCGGCAAAUUUUAAGAAAGGAGACAAUCGCUCAAUCAUUGAAUUUAGUAGUAGAGAAAAUGUAAGAAAAGUUGGACUUAAGAAAGAAAAUGUUUAGUAUAUAUGUGAGAUAUUCUGUAUGUUAGUGCGUGCUGGCCAGCUAAGAAGGAAGAGUGACCCUAAGCAUGAUUGGAAGAUUGCACCGUCCCUGGGCUGUGACGCCUCGGUUGUUUGGGGGGGGGGAACAAUCACAAUACCAGGCCUUCAAUGAUGUCUUCUUCUAUUGCUUGUGACUAGCCUGAGUGUUCGAUUUAGGUUGAUGUGCUGAGAUUCAUAAGUUACAGUGUCUUGUAAAAGCUGUUUCGCCUCUUUUCCACAUCACAGCCGCUGACGUCAAUGUAUUUUAUUGGGAUAUGAUGUGACAAAGCAACAUAAAGUAGAGUUAAAUUGGUGGUGGAUGUGAAAUAACGUGAUUAUCAAUAGGUUUUACAUGAAACAAAUCUAAAAAUAUAUAUAUCUAUCAAGAGGGAUGCAUUCUUUAGCAAGGCACUGUAUAUUGUUCUCUCAGUGGAUCCCAAAACACCUUUAUGCAGUUUGCUGCAAAGUGGUUAGAGACUUGGGUUGUUCUCCGGUUUUAAGGCCUGUGUUUGUGGCUAGACGGCAAAUCCUCCCAAGAUGUAGUUAUUUUGCUUCUCAGCCAAAUAAAUAAGCUGAAGUGAAUGCCAGUCAUAAUGUGAAUGAAGUAUUAAUAAUAUUACUGUCAAGAGAUGUUAUAUGUCAGGGAAUUCAGUUAUGAAAAUUAUAUGAUGUUCACGGAAUUGAUAUCUUUGUUGUCGUCCUGUCUGAAGAACUGUAAAUGUCCCACUCUUUUUUAAUCUCCCUCCCCAUGAUCCUUUUCUCACUGUUGUACAUGAACACAAGAACCUAUGGGAAGGCCGUUUUGUCCCACGAUAGUGUUUUGUGUUGACUAUUUAUUUACCCAUUUGCUUUGUUAGUUUGUCUGCUUGCUUGUUCAGAGGAAAGGAGGGGGUUUUUGUUGGUCUGUUGUUUUUUAUUUAUUUAUUUUUCUUCAGUUUUGUCAGAAAUUUAGGUUCCAGGGGUCCAACAGUACACGGCCUGUGUUACACACCAGUUCAGCCAAGUAAAAUCAGGGACUUGUGGCUCUUUUGGUCAUACAGACUGCUAUUGUAUUGUGUAUAUACUGGACCGGAGCCACGUUGUGAAACGGCAUCGUUUCGGCUCUCGCCUUCGUUCCCCACUGAGAUAAACUGAGGUACAAUUUGCCCCCCCCCCCGACCCACACCAGACCCGUCAUCUCUACCUUCGUCAGUGUUGCUUUGAAAUUGAGUCUUGUACAUAAAACACAGUUUUGUAUGAAGAGCUAUUUUCUUCAGAAUAAAUCAGGGGACGCAUCAAGGUGGAAAGUCCCACUUUCAAAAUUGAAAUAACAUCACAAAUUGUUUUUGUUUUGUUUUUCUUAAGAUGGACAAAUACGUUUUUUCCCCCCCCCUUAUGUUUUUGAUACUACUAAUUUUAAGAAUUUUUAGUCUUUUUUUUUUUAAAAAAAAAGAGAAAAAACGUAUUUUGAUGUUGUCAUUUGUCCCAUUUACUUUUUUUUUUUAUAUCAUUAUUUUAUAUUUUGUUCGACCCUCUGAAAAGUCAUUGCAUGCUUGCUAAAAGGGAAAAAUUGAUGGAAAAAUUUAUGAAAAAUGUUUAAAAAACAAAAAAAAAAGACGUUGAAGAUAUCCCAAACAUUUCUUUAAGUUGCUUGUUACAGCAAUUGCUUGUGUUCAAAGGUACAUUUUCUAUGAAAAAGCAAAAACUAAAAAGAUCAUUCUAACACCUUGUGCAAUAAAGCUAUCUUUCAUAU